ACAAGUAUCUCAGUCUAUAUAAAUGGACCUUACAGGUUUUCAUUCAACAGAUUUAUCUUAAUAUUUUGAAACAAUCAUGCAAGCCGUCUUUGUGUUGUUAUUCUGCCACUUGGUUCAUUUUGUAUUUGGAUGUACACCUUUUAUAGAACAUGAUCAGUCGCGUUUCUGUAGGAAUGAUCACGCAUUUAGUGGAAUUGUGCGAUUUUCCAGAGUAACGGAAUCCGAGGCUGUCUUUCAAAUUCAAGUAAUUAGAAAUAUCAAGGGCGGGGUUACUUUCCCUAAUGGUCUUAUAACGGUUUAUGGAAGAGGAGAACUACAUUCCUGUGGAGCUACAAGACUGAAUCAGGACCAAAGAUACAUCUUAUAUGGCAAGUCUUGUACACUGUACUCCUAG
This is a messenger RNA of Saccostrea cuccullata (small rock oyster), 394 nucleotides long. RefSeq lists its product as uncharacterized. The record is from RefSeq and is a predicted model, not a curated record. NCBI's taxonomy places the organism in Eukaryota, Metazoa, Mollusca, Bivalvia, Ostreida, Ostreidae. Gene Ontology annotation, molecular function: protein binding. The transcript is spliced from 3 exons. The coding region runs from base 77 to 394 and encodes 105 amino acids.